Myotis myotis is the source of this 3421-nucleotide messenger RNA. RefSeq names its product G protein subunit beta 4 (gene GNB4). NCBI's taxonomy places the organism in Eukaryota, Metazoa, Chordata, Mammalia, Chiroptera, Vespertilionidae. The record is from RefSeq and is a predicted model, not a curated record. Gene Ontology annotation, molecular function: signaling receptor complex adaptor activity; protein binding. Gene Ontology annotation, biological process: G protein-coupled receptor signaling pathway. The transcript is spliced from 9 exons. Bases 1015 to 1986 code for a protein of 323 amino acids. Gene Ontology annotation, cellular component: cytoplasm; heterotrimeric G-protein complex.
UAAUUCCCUUCAGUUUGUGUAAAAGUUUAAGAUCUCUGAAAGUCUACCCUAAAAUUCUUAAGCAUAAACACCAGCUUACAUGCUAUUAAUAUAAAUAUAUAGAUGUGCAACUUAGUAUAAACUGUGGCUAUUAUAUAAAUGUUGUUUUUCCUGAAAUGUCAUGUCUUUUUCUCAUAUUGGAUCUAAAAUAUUUUAUUUCUAAUAGCAUCUGUAUCCAGUGUAUUGGAAAGCAUUUCCAUAGAAGUGCUAUGUAGUUUUAAAAACAUUUCUGAAAUGACCGGGUUAUACUAUAAAUAUCAUUCCUAUCACCUCGACUUCUAGAUGCCAGAACAAACAGAAGGGGAACUCAGAUCUCUUGCUUUUGCUGCAGCUUAGUAACAAAUAUAACUGUGGAUACUGUGGCCUUAUUAAAUCAACCUAGUUCAUUUUUACUCAGGGAAUACAAUUAAAAAUUUCUUCGUUAUAAACCCAAUAUAUAUUUGCACAAUGAAAUACAUUAGGGAGUCCAUAAGUAAGUCAGUUUGCCACAGAUAUAUGAUUUUUCAACAAGGGUAAAAGAUCAGUCAAUAGGGAAAGAAUAAUUCCUUUUAAAAUGCUGGUACAACAGGAUAUCCACACACAAAAGAAUGAAUUUGGACUCCUACAUCAUACUGUGUAUAAAAAUGAACUCAAAUGGCACCCAAAUAUAACAGCUGAAAGUGUAAAAUUCUUAGAAGUUAAACAUAGUUGUUAAUCUUGGUGACCUUAGAUUAGGUAACAGUUUAAUAUGCCACUAAAAGCACAAGCAACUAAAGAAAAAAUAUACUUCAUGAAAAGUUAAAAACCUGUAUGUCAGAGGACACUAUCAAGAAAAUGGAAAGUCAGCCUACAGAAUGUGAGCAAGUGUGUAAAUCAUACACCUGAUCAGGGCUAGUACUCAGAAUACGAGAACUCCUACAACUCAACAAUAAACCCUACCGGUAUUGAAAAUGGACAAAGGAUUUGAAUAAACAGUUCUCCAAAGAAGAUACACAAAUGCAGGAUGCCAGGAAAGCAUGCAAUGAUACAACACUUGUUCAGAUCACAUCAAAUAUGGAUUCCGUGGGUCGGAUACAAAUGCGAACAAGACGUACGCUGAGGGGGCACCUCGCUAAAAUCUAUGCCAUGCAUUGGGGCUAUGACUCAAGGCUACUAGUCAGUGCUUCCCAGGAUGGAAAAUUAAUUAUUUGGGAUAGCUAUACAACAAAUAAGAUGCAUGCCAUUCCUUUGAGGUCCUCCUGGGUGAUGACCUGUGCUUACGCCCCUUCUGGUAAUUAUGUGGCUUGUGGAGGACUGGACAACAUCUGCUCUAUAUACAACUUAAAGACCAGAGAGGGAAAUGUGAGAGUGAGCCGAGAGUUACCGGGUCACAUAGGCUACUUGUCCUGCUGCCGUUUUUUAGAUGACAGCCAAAUUGUUACAAGUUCAGGAGAUACAAAUUGUGCGCUAUGGGACAUUGAAACUGCCCAGCAGACCACCACAUUCACUGGGCAUUCUGGAGAUGUGAUGAGUCUUUCUCUGAGUCCUGACAUGAGGACUUUUGUUUCUGGUGCUUGUGAUGCCUCUUCCAAGUUAUGGGAUAUUCGAGAUGGAAUGUGUAGACAGUCUUUCUCUGGACAUGUGUCAGAUAUUAAUGCUGUCAGUUUUUUUCCAAAUGGCUAUGCCUUUGCCACCGGCUCCGAUGAUGCCACUUGCCGUCUCUUUGACCUUCGUGCAGACCAAGAGUUAUUAUUGUAUUCUCAUGAUAAUAUUAUCUGUGGGAUCACCUCCGUAGCCUUCUCAAAAAGUGGGCGUCUCCUGUUAGCUGGUUAUGACGACUUCAAUUGUAACGUGUGGGACACACUAAAAGGAGAUCGUGCAGGUGUUCUUGCUGGUCAUGACAACCGGGUCAGCUGUCUGGGUGUAACUGAUGAUGGCAUGGCAGUGGCAACAGGCUCUUGGGACAGUUUUCUUAGAAUCUGGAAUUAACAGUGCAUACAAUAUUUCUGUUCUCUGUUGGUAUCUGGAGAAAUCAGUGCUACAGCCUAUAGCUGUGAUAAAAAAAUUCUAAUAUUUGCUGUUGAAAAUUUUUCUAUUGAGGUUACUACAUACAAAAGGAAGCUUUCAGUAAACUACAAAACAGAAAAGGAUAAAAAAAAACAAGGCAAAGGUGCUUGCUGAGAUCAAAAGGACCAGUGCAUUGAGCUCAUUUAACCUUGAAGUUUUACUUUCACUAAUUGUUUUCUUUGUGUAGAACAAAAUGUACACAUUAUAGCAACCUAUCAUGUUUGAUUGCUUUCAUUUAUGAACUUCAUGUUAAACUUGUAUACACCAGAAAUGUCACAUUUUUUAUUUCUGUAAUGGAGGCAACAGGCACAGUAAUAGAUAGAGGUAAUACCAUGUGUUUAGGUUUGAAGAGUCUCCUUGAAUUCUGACCUCCCUUUUUGAUCUAAAAGAUCCUGGUUGCUUACUGUAUUAAGAAUGCUGACAGGGAGGUGCCUGAGGAGAGCCCUUUUGAGUAUCAUUAGUUUCUUGGUGCAUCCUUUGCCUUCCUAUCAAUUUAAAUAAGUGCUCAUUUUCAGUCCUUCGAGGGGAAGAUGAUCUGAAGGGUAGGGGAUAGAGAUUUCACUCUGAAACUUUAGACAUAUGUAAGAAACUUUAUUAAUAGGAAGACAGCAAUAAUCUCAUAUAAAUGAUUCUUGGCAUUUUAAAAAGCAGAUUAUGAUCAAAUAACACUCCGCACGAGUAAUCCUCUAAAUAGUUGGUUUCAUAUUCUAGAAUUGAGUUUGUAUACUCAUUAUUCCAGGACAUGGAUGAACACUUGGAUUGUCCUUGCACCUGAAGAACUUUUCCUAGUGUUCUAUCAGUAUGCAUCUAGAUCUAAGGAAAUAGGACAGCAUUGUUUUGAAAAGUGUAAAAUCUAACCAGUCACUAGAUCUGAGUAGUUAUAGUUGUGACAGGGUGGCUUCAUGAAUUUAUGUUCACACAUAUGAAAUCUGAAUUGAUGUAAACUGUCAAAUUUUAAAAAGGGAACAUUAAAGCUCUGCUCUUCUGUAAUAUUUUCCUUCACACAAAAUAUUGGUUUCUAUGUGGCGUGGCUCUGCUUUGAAGAAUGGCUAGAUCCAAGUGGCUCCAUUUUAAAGCCAAAAGGAAAAUUCCAAGAGUAAGUACUUAAAGGAGAGGAAAAUACUAAGCAAUUCAUUCCUCUGCUUGUCAAUGGUAUAAUAAAAUGUUGUCUGUUACUAGAAUGAGCCCUCCUGGAUUUAAACAAAGAUACUCUCCCCCUUGGAUUUUCUCCUACAAAUAAAUCUAAAUGACUGACAUGGGAUGAUUGUUAGUCUUGCUUGAUGGUGAAGUCAUCGGUUAUCCUGAUACAUUAUAAGAAGUGUACUGUUUUGUUAAAUCAAUAAACUAUCACUGUUGA